AUGUCGAACUUCGUAAAGUGUUUCGUGAACCGUUUACCACAAUGGACUGUAACGGGAGAGUUUGGAUUAAAUCAGGAUCUGAAUUUGAAAGAUUUUUUGAAAUCUAUGGUUGAUGACCACCGUCAGAAUCCUAGAUUUGAAAUUGAGGGAUUUGAGUUAAUCAAAAAUGGUUUCUCGUUCAUUGUUCGGAGAUUCUUGGAGAUAAACGGAAGAAAAAUGAGCACAACAUCGAAAUUCUAUGCAAAGCAGAGAAACAAUGAUGGGUUGAAAAUUGAGGAAGGAGUUUGUGAAACCCUAUUAUGA
This is a messenger RNA of Caenorhabditis angaria, 303 nucleotides long. Lineage: Eukaryota; Metazoa; Nematoda; Chromadorea; Rhabditida; Rhabditidae. The record is from the annotation of a GenBank genome assembly.